AUGACAGCAAUGGCCAGCUUUGAUAUUCAAAACUGUUUCAUCUUUACACUCCUCUUCCUCUUCCCAACCCUCUUUCUCUUUUACUUCUUCUUUUUCUUCAAGGAACCAAAUAAUAGCUUUGAUCUGCCUCCAAGCCCUCCUUCUCUUCCCAUCAUUGGUCAUCUUCACCUCAUCAUCUCUUCUUCCAUGCACAAGUGUUUUCAGAAAAUCUCAACCAAGUACGGACAAUUCCUCCAUCUCCGCAUCUUCCACGUCCCCAUCGUUCUCGUCUCCUCUCCCACAGUGGCCUACGAGAUCUUCAAGUCUCACGACAUGAACGUCUCCUAUCGUGGUCCAAUCGCUAUCGAUGAAUGCAUUGUCUUUGGCUCUUCUGGCUACAUCAGAGCUCCCUCUGGAGAUUACUGGAAGUUCAUGAAGAAGGUCAUCUUGGCUAAGGCCCUCGGGCCCCAGGCGCUAGAGAGAACACGUGGCGUCCGUCUAAUUGAGCUAGAGAGGUUCCACAGGAAUCUCCUCGAUAAGGCCAUGAAGAAAGAGAGCGUGGAGAUUGGCGAGGAAGCGAUGAGACUCGUUAACAACACUCUUGGGAAGAUGAGUAUGGGAAGUAGUUUCUCGGUGGAAAACAAUGACGGUGGGAAAGUCUCUGAACUAUCAAACGCGUUCACUUCCUUGUGCCACAAGUUUUGCGUGGCGCAAGUGUUUCAUAAGCCUCUUGAGAAGCUAGGGAUCUCAUACUUGAAGAAGGAUGUAAUGGAGGUUUCACACAGAUUUGAGGCGCAUCUUGAAAAGAUUCUCGCGAAGUACGAAGAGAAAGGGGAAAACCAUCAAGGUGCUGAGUUUAUGGAUGCAUUGUUGGAAUCUUAUCACGACCAAAACGCAGAGUAUAAGAUGACUAGAAAGCAAAUCAAGGCAUUAUUUGCGGAACUUUUCGUUGGAGCAGGCGACUCCUCUUCUUCAACAACACGGUGGGCAAUGGCAGAGAUCAUCAACAACCCUAAGAUUCUUGAGAGACUAAGAGAAGAAAUUGACUCCGUGGUGGGAACAAAUAAGUUAGUUCAAGAAACUGACCUACCAAAGCUUCCUUACUUGCAAGCUGUGGUCAAGGAAGCUCUAAGAUUGCACCCAGUGGGAGCUGUUGUGCCAAGGGAGUUUCAAGAAGGCUGUACGAUAGGAGGGUUCUACAUACCUGAAGGCACAUCACUUGCUGUCAAUUCUUAUGCUAUCAUGAGAGAUCCUGAUACUUGGGAAGAUCCUUAUGAGUUUAAGCCAGAGAGGUUUCUAAAUUGUUCAAGCUCAAUGAAAGAUGAUGAGAGGAAAGAGCAAGCAUUGAAGUUCCUCGCUUUUGGCGCCGGAAGGAGAGGAUGUCCUGGAUCAAAUCUAGGUAGUACUUUUGUGGGAACUGCGGUUGGAGUGAUGGUGCAGUGCUUUGACUGGGAUAUCGAAGGAGAUAAAAUCAACAUGGAAGAAGCUUCGGGGUUAAGAUUCUUUAUGGCUUUGGCUAAGCCCCUUAAGUGCAUUCCUCGUCCUCGUAAUAUAAACCAUUUACCUUCUGAUCAAGAUUACACUCAAGUUACAAACAUAUAA
Molecule: messenger RNA, 1581 nt
Organism: Eruca vesicaria subsp. sativa (arugula)
Lineage: Eukaryota; Viridiplantae; Streptophyta; Magnoliopsida; Brassicales; Brassicaceae
Source: the annotation of a GenBank genome assembly